AUGUCUUUUGGCAGACUAUAUGGUUUUCAUGGCAAUUCCCGUUCCACUGUUCUCUUGACCAUUGCCAAAGAGAACAAUCUUGACAUUAAGUUUGUAGAAAUUGAACCUCCGCAAGUUAGCCCCGAGUACCUCAAAUUGAACCCACUCGGGCGAGUGCCUACUUUCGUUGGCAGUGAUGGCUUCGUACUAACUGAGGUCAUGGCUAUAGCAAUUUAUCUUACAUCACAGGUUGAGAAUACAACCCUUCUGGGCAGCGGCAAACAGGACCUUGCAUCUAUCAUCCGAUGGAUGUCAUUCGCUAAUAGUGAAAUCCUACCUAAGCUCGGUGGGUGGUUCCGACCAUUUAUUGGUAAAGACACUUUCAACAAAGCUCGCGUCGAAGAGUCCAAGAAGGCGGCUUUGACAGCCCUUCGAGCCCUUGAGCAGCAUCUCCAGCACCGUUCGUUUCUUGUAGGAGAUAGUCUUACCCUGGCAGACUUCUUUACUGCUUCUUUGGUAUCCCGGGGAUUCAUGUACGUGCUCGACAAAGCUUGGAGCUUUGAGAACCCAAACACCACUCGGUGGUACAAAAACAUCACAAGUCAUCGUAGCUGGAAGGCAGUGGUGCCUUUCUCGGAAAUGAUUGACGUGGCUCUCCAAUAUCCUCUGAUAGAUCGAGAGGAUAAACCGACUUUUGCUAAGAUUGCGAGAAGCACCUGA
Molecule: messenger RNA, 699 nt
Organism: Talaromyces proteolyticus
Lineage: Eukaryota; Fungi; Ascomycota; Eurotiomycetes; Eurotiales; Trichocomaceae
Product: elongation factor 1-gamma
Exons: 3
Coding region: 1-699 (232 amino acids)
Cellular component (GO): nucleus; cytoplasm
Source: RefSeq, a predicted model, not a curated record